Messenger RNA from Theobroma umbraticum, 1718 nucleotides. RefSeq names its product GTP-binding protein-like protein. The record is from RefSeq and is a predicted model, not a curated record. Gene Ontology annotation, molecular function: ATP binding; ATP hydrolysis activity; GTP binding. Lineage: Eukaryota; Viridiplantae; Streptophyta; Magnoliopsida; Malvales; Malvaceae. Gene Ontology annotation, cellular component: cytoplasm.
AACCUCAGGCCAUAAGCCACUCCAAAGCAAACCAGAACCAGUGGCUGGCCGUAUUCCUUGAGAAAAAGGAGACAAAAAACCUCUAUCCAUCUUGAAGCUUUCUCUUCUAACAUGGCGAGAACAGCCUGCAGUAAUCUACUUUCAACUCUAACUCUUCUUCCAAAUAAACCCUCCAUUUUCACGAAAAACCCUCAAUUAAUCAGCGUUUUUAAUGGGAGAAAAACGAGAUUACACUCUUCUUCUUCCAGAAUAAGCAUGAGCUUAAGAGCCGGCAUUGUUGGUCUCCCUAACGUCGGCAAAUCAACUCUCUUCAAUGCCGUCGUUGAGAAUGGGAAAGCGCAAGCGGCUAAUUUUCCGUUUUGUACAAUAGAGCCAAAUGUUGGGGUUGUUGCGGUUCCGGAUCCUCGGCUUCAUGUUCUUUCUGAGCUAAGCAAGUCUCAAAGAGCUGUUCCUGCUUCUAUUGAGUUUGUUGACAUUGCGGGUCUAGUUAAGGGUGCCAGUCAAGGAGAGGGGUUAGGGAAUAAAUUCUUAUCGCAUAUCCGAGAGGUGGACUCCAUUCUUCAGGUUGUACGCUGUUUCGAAGAUAAUGAUAUUGUUCAUGUGAAUGGCAAAGUUGAUCCUAAGUCUGAUAUCGAUGUGAUCAAUUUGGAACUAGUUUUCUCAGAUUUAGAUCAGAUAGAGAAAAGAAUAGAGAAGCUCAAAAAGGGGAAGACAAAGGAUUCUCAAUCUAAAGUCAAGGAGGAAGCAGAAAAGUCUGCCUUGGAAAGGAUUAAGCAGGCACUUAUGGAUGGAAAACCGGCACGAGCAGUUGCAUUAACUGAAUUUGAGAAGGAUGCUGUGAAACAUCUUUGCUUGCUUACAAUGAAACCAAUCAUAUAUGUUGCCAAUGUUGCAGAAUCUGAUCUUGCUGAGCCUGAAAAUAAUCCCCAUGUUAAUGAAGUGAUGAAUCUUGCAUCUGAGUUGCAAUCUGGAAUUGUUACAAUUUCUGCACAGGUUGAGUCGGAGCUCACUGAACUUCCAUCAGAUGAACGAACAGAAUAUUUGAAAUCUCUUGGUGUCAAUGAAAGUGGGCUUGGAAACCUUAUUAGAGAAACAUAUAGCCUUCUAGGGCUGCGUACGUACUUUACAUCUGGGGAGAAGGAAUCAAAAGCAUGGACAAUACUUGCAGGAAUGACUGCUCCUCAAGCUGCUGGAGUUAUUCACUCUGACUUUGAGAAAGGCUUCAUUCGUGCUGAGACAGUAUCCUAUGAUGAUUUUAUAGCCGCUGGUUCACUAGCAGCAGCAAGGGAAAAAGGACUUUUGAGAUCUGAGGGUAAAGAUUACAUUGUACAAGAAGGAGAUGUAAUGCUGUUCCGUUUCAAUGUUUGAUGACUGUACUUUUUAAGCCGAAGGCAUUUCGAUAUUCCUUUACCUAUCGAAGCACUGAACAAGAAAUGUAUACCUCACUGGUUUUGUAUUUUCAGUGGUCUAAGAUCAUUUACAACACAGGCAAAUAGCAUAGGAUGAAAUUCUUCUUAUACCAUUACUAAGCCAAGAUAUAUAUUCAGAUAUUCAGCUCGGGGAAUUUUCUGUUUAUAAUUCAAAAGCAAAGGGACAAACAAAAUCCCCCCAUUUUUCACACUGAGGCUGUGACUUCAUUCCCUUCUAUGUUGGGGUAUCAUUACUCUUUACUUGUAAUCUUGCCCUUCUUACAGUAAAAUGUAACUUGCUUCCUAUCA